This is a messenger RNA of Salvia miltiorrhiza (redroot sage), 447 nucleotides long. RefSeq lists its product as uncharacterized. The transcript has a single exon. The record is from RefSeq and is a predicted model, not a curated record. The coding region runs from base 1 to 447 and encodes 148 amino acids. Lineage: Eukaryota; Viridiplantae; Streptophyta; Magnoliopsida; Lamiales; Lamiaceae.
AUGACGAACAAAUUCCAGAUGUCGAUGAUGGGAGAAAUGAAUUUCUUUUUGGGAUUGCAAGUAAAGCAAACUGAAGAUGGAAUACUGAUCAAUCAGUUGAAGUACACUAAAGAGCUGAUCAAUAAGUUCGGAGUACAACACAUGAAGACUGUGAAGAUUUCCAUGAACACCAACUGGAAGGUUGAUCCAGGAAUGGAAGGGAAAUCAGUAUCUUCUACAAAGUACAGAGAAAUCAUAGGAUCUUUGCUAUAUCUUACAGCGAGUCGAUCAGAUAUAGCUUUUGCAGUCAGAGUUUGUGCGAGAUAUCAGUCAGACCCAACGGAAGCUCACAUGGAUGCAACUAAGAGGAUUCUAAGAUAUCUCAAAGGCACACAAAAUGUAGGCCUAUGGUAUCCGACUGAUGAAAUCUUCAAGUUAUUAGGUGUCGCAGCCCGAUAUAGCCAGUGA